AUGGGCAAGGCGGGAAAGGAGCGGGCGAAGGAGAGACGGGAGAAGCGGCUUCAGGAGAUCUCAGAGCUCAGGAAGAUCCCGUAUCCUCCGGCCGAUCGGUGAGAAAUCCAGUGCGUAUCUAAUAUUUUCUCUUAUGCCCCUCUCUAGUGACCGGUUCUCUCAUCGUUCUUACCUUCUUUCUCGACAGAUGGUGGUCCUCGGACACGGUCGCCGCGGUGACUGGGAGUUGCCGGGGAAUAGGGUUCGAGAUUGCUCGGCAGCUCGCGGUGAACGGGUUGCGCGUUGUCCUCACCUCCAGAGACCCCAGUCGUGGCGUCGAGGCUAUGAGCGCGCUGAGAAUGGAAGGCCUGGACGCCGAUUACUGCCGGUUGGACAUCACCGAUGAUGCCUCUGUGCGGAGCUUUGCCGACUGGAUGCUCACCAAACACGGCGGCAUCGACGUCCUGGUAGAGGCUCCUGACCAUUCUUUGCCGUCUUUGUUCACCCUCUUGACACCAAUUCAAAAUCAAAACCAUAGGACUUUGUCGUGUAUGCAUAUAUCUCAUUUAGCAUAUUUUAACAUAGUUUUCCUUUUUUUUUUAAUUAUCUUUCUUGCUGCUUUAUGCUCACUCUCUAGCCUCCCUUUGGCAACGGCACGAUAAAUCAAUAGUCUAUGGUUAAAAUUUGGAGGUCUGGUCUGUUCAAAGGUGAACCGAUCAGAAUUAUUCCGGACUGCAGUCCUAUUGAAUGCAGGUCUGUCGGUAAAUUCAUGAUAUCAGAUACUAAAAGAACUUGAAUGAGCGUAUAUGAUUUUGAAGUCGUUUUAAUUAUUCAGUCUCCUAUAACUUACCGCGAGCUCUUUGUUUACUUUUAAUUUUGUCACAAGGACAAGAAAACAUUGAGGCAAUGAUCUAGGGUCUCGACUAGCUCUCUCAGGAUCUCAGCUGGAGGAAAUUUCUGAAUUAAGGAGGUUAGUUUUGAUUAGUGAGGAUCACCAUGAAUAAGGAGGGAUAUGUUGUGGUCUGAAAAUGAAAGUGAAGAAGUAUGGGGGGGUUGCAGGAUUUCUUUGAAGCCUGAAGCUGAGGCAAAUUGUGCGUUGGAUUUUCUUUUCUUUCCGUUCCCGUAUUCGUUGUGCUAAGCAUUAAUAUAUAUUAAUUCUCUUUUUUUGUCGGGAUGAUGAUCCAUUUCUUGUUGAGACCUCUUUAAACCAAUGGGAAUUGGUGGAAUUUCCGGUUGGUUGUCUGCCCAAUGCUUUUGUGGGUUUUUUUAAACUUUUCUUCACUUGCUGAUCGAGUGAAAUAAAUCCCUUGGUCUCCUCACGAUAUGAAAUGGUAUAUAGUUAUACCUAAUCCGUGGCCUUUAUGCUGUAUGUGGAUGAGUCUCGGUCUGUAUAGGAUAUCCUUUUGCUGUCCUCUAUGAACAUGGCAGAAUCUUUAUUAUGGAAUCCAUCCAUGAUAAAUUUUAUUUUAUUUUGUGUGAUCUGUAUCCCUUCGUGCUGGCACAAAUACUGCUCCGUACUCGAACCCAUUUCUAUCAGACGUGUACACUCUAACCUGAUGCCAACUUGUACUGCGCUCUUUCUUUUUCUAGUAAUUUUGGGAGCAUAAGUGUCCAUAAAACUUGAAACUUUUGUCAAUGUUCAUUCUAAUUCUAGUUAUAUCACUGACUUUACAUCGAUUCAUUACAUGGUUAUCAUGACCAGACUUAUUCUAAUUUCGCUAAAUCCCAGCCCAAGAUCAUGGUUUACAGUUCACAUUUUGCAGCCAGACUAAGCCCUGUGGUUGUGAAUCAGAACCUGGGAAAUUUAUUUUCUCUACGAAUGUUGUUAUAUGCAGGUUAACAAUGCUGGCGUCAACUUUAAUAAAGGUUCUGAGAAUUCUGUGGAACAUGCUGCCGAGGUGAUUGAGACAAACUACUUUGGAACAAAGCGGAUGAUCCAGACAAUGAUUCCUCUGAUGAGACCUUCCACUUUUGGUGCUCGAAUAUUGAAUGUGAGCUCCAGACUGGGGAGAGUUGAUGGCAGACGUAACGUAAGCUAUUCCUUUUUUUUUUUUUUCCAUUUCAUAGAAACAUUUUUCAUGAUCUUAGAUCACAUCAUGGAUUAUGAGAUCUUGCCGCAUGGUGGUUUAUAAGUGGUAGAGCGUGUUAAACGUAUCUUUCCCCUUAUUUUGGCUAAGUAUAAUGGCAAAUCGCAGUCUCUUGUCUUAUUCACUGAUUAUUAAGUUUUGCAGAGGCUUGGAGACGUGGCUCUGAAAGAGCAGCUUUUGAAAGAAGACUGUAUAUCGGAAAACCUGAUCGACCAAAUGGUUGCUGAUUUCCUCCAACAAGUCAACGAUGGAAGCUGGGUAUCAAAUGGCUGGCCACAAGUGUUCACUGACUACUCACUGUCGAAGCUUGCGGUGAAUGCCUACACGAGACUGAUGGCCCGGGCCCUUUCCAACAGGCCCGCGGGCCACAGAAUUCACAUCAACUGCUACUGUCCUGGCUGGGUGAGGACUUCCAUGACUGGCUGGGCUGGAAACAUCUCGGCCGAAGAAGGCGCUGACACUGGAGUGUGGGCUGUCCUGUUGUCAGAUUCCCCAGAUGGGAAUUUUUUUGCCGAGAGGCGUGCUUUGACUUACUGA
Spirodela intermedia is the source of this 2603-nucleotide messenger RNA. Lineage: Eukaryota; Viridiplantae; Streptophyta; Magnoliopsida; Alismatales; Araceae. The record is from the annotation of a GenBank genome assembly.